This is a messenger RNA of Cryptococcus deneoformans JEC21, 1528 nucleotides long. RefSeq lists its product as hypothetical. Lineage: Eukaryota; Fungi; Basidiomycota; Tremellomycetes; Tremellales; Cryptococcaceae. The record is from RefSeq and is a predicted model, not a curated record. Bases 337 to 1464 code for a protein of 375 amino acids. The transcript has 5 exons.
GCGAUGUCUUCAACUAUCAAUAUCAGACAAAAUCGGGAGAAAGCGGACGAAACGAAGCCGAUUUUCCAUUGAUAUUCGUCGGCAGAUGGGACUCUAUUAUGGAUUUCCACCGCCGGAUCUUGAAGCAAGUCCGACGCCGAUCACUUUUGUUUUCACUCGCUUUUCUCCAACACUCAAUUGCAAUGUUUGCCGGCAGCUCAUAACUGAAAGCUGAGGGCUCACCAAAUAUGCCAGACAUCUAUAAAAACACCUUCGCUUCAAGGCAUAUAGCCAAUUCUUUCCCUCAUCUAUCUACCUCACUCCGAGCACAGCUUUGCUUUAUACAUAUCAUCAAAGAUGUCCAUCGACUUUAGCGGCCUCCGAUUUGGCGUUGCUACUGCCUCUCUCGGUAUGAACUCGAUUCAUGAUAUCUACAAGAAGUUCGAGGCUCUCCAGAAGGCUGGCUUCAAGUACGUCGAAGUUGGCUUUGGUGCCUACAUGGAAUGGGUCAGGUCUGAACUUCCUGAUCUCCCCCCCUCCACCUGCCCUCCGGAAUGGUCUGAGGCCGACGAGCCCGACCCUUCUGACGAUGCCAUCUGGAAAGCCCUCUACGCCAAAGCUGAAGAUUUCAAGAAGCUCGUCGCCAAGUAUGGUAUGACCUGUCUCGUCCUCCAGCCUCUCAACCAGUUUGACGGGUGGCCCGAGGGUUCUAAGCGUGCCGAAUGGGUCAGGCGAAAGGCUGAAAAGUGGUUGCCUCUCUGUUCCAAGCUCGCCGUUGAGCAGCUUCAAGUUGGAUCUAACGACUAUGCCGAGGCCAACGCCCCUGACGAGAAGACUGCCGAGGACAUGCGCUGGCUCGCUGAGCUCGGUGCUAAGCAGAAUCCUCCUGUUAAGAUUGCUUACGAGUCUUGGUGUUUCUCUAAGCGAGUCAGCGACUGGGAGCACACCUGGAAGAUUGUCCAGCUCGGCAAUCACCCUAAUCUCGGUCUCUGUAUCGACACUGCCCACCCCCCUCUUGCCCCCGCUUACGGCUGGGACCCCACCACUGGCGAAGGCUGGACCGAUGAACAAUACGCUUCCUUUCUCGAACGUCUUCGCGCUGUCCCCAAGGAGAAGAUCUUCUACGUCGAGCUUUCUGAAGUCCUCAAGCCCGUUGUUCCCCUCGGUAAAGGGUCACCUUUCGACGAAUGGAGGGAGAAGGCUCAGAGUCCUCGAGGAGAUGGCUUCGUCUGGGCUGUUUGCGGAAGGCCAGUGCCCCUUGUGGGUAGGGAUGCCGGAAGGGGUGUGAAGGGUCCUAAUGACAUGGGUGCUGCGAGAGCUUUAGAAACUUUCAAGGCGGUCCUCAGUACCGGCUGGAGGGGUAUUUGCAUGUUCGAGUUCUUUGAAGCCCUUCACAUGGAACCUGCUGAUCCUGAGAUUCCUUUCAAGUACGCCGAUGCUUGUGCUUUGUCUAACAAGAGAAUCCUUGAAGCGCUCAAGGCCUAAAAGCAUGCUCUUUCAUGUCCAAAAGUUAAAGGGGUUAAAUAGACGUUGGUAGAAAUAGCAUGCA